This is a messenger RNA of Drosophila biarmipes, 770 nucleotides long. Its product is annotated as glutathione S-transferase 1-1. Bases 55 to 714 code for a protein of 219 amino acids. The record is from RefSeq and is a predicted model, not a curated record. Gene Ontology annotation, biological process: glutathione metabolic process. Gene Ontology annotation, molecular function: glutathione transferase activity. NCBI's taxonomy places the organism in Eukaryota, Metazoa, Arthropoda, Insecta, Diptera, Drosophilidae. The transcript has a single exon.
UCCACGAGUUAGGAGCUCAGUUAUAGGCAGGAAAACCAAGAACCAAACAGGACGAUGGGAAAACUCACUUUGUACGGGAUCGACGCCAGUCCUCCGGUUCGCUCGGUGCUCCUAACCCUCAACGCCCUGGGCCUGGAAUUCGAUUACAAGGUCGUGAACCUGAUGACCGGGGAGCACCUAAGGCCGGAAUACCUCAAGAUCAACCCUCUGCACACUGUUCCGACCCUGGAGGACGAUGGUUUCUACAUCAACGAUAGCAAUGCCAUCAACGCCUACCUGGUGAGCAAGUACGGCAAGGACGACUCCCUGUACCCCAAGGAUCUGCAGAAGCGGGCCAUCGUUGAUCAGCGCAUGCACUACAACUCCAGUGUUGUGUCCAGCACUGGUCGAGCCCUCUCCAUUCCGCUGAGGGCGGGUAAAUCCGAGAUCCCCAGGGCCAGCUUCGAUGCCCUGGAGCAGGUUUACAAAACACUGGACUUGUUCCUGGAGAGCAACGACUUUCUGGCCGGAAAUAACCUAACCAUCGCCGAUUUCCACAUAACCGCUGUACUGACCACAACUAUGCUCUUCCUUGAUGUGGACGCCACGAAGUACCCCAAGCUGGCGGGUUGGGUUCAGCGCAUCAAGGAGUUGCCCUACUACGAUGAGGCCAAUGGAUCCCGGCUGUCGCAGGUUGCCGCCUUCAUCAAUAGCAAGAAGUACACAAUUGUGUAACCUAAUUAAAGUUACUUUAUUUUCCCAAUAAAUUAAGUUAGUUAUCCAUUUUUAAA